AGCGGGCCGGCGGGCGGACCGGGCCGGGGCUGGAGAAGUUUGCGCGGCGGCUCGAGAGCGCAGGGUGCUGGCCCCGCCGGCCGCUGCGCGCCCGCUGCCAUGGCUUUCCGCAGGAGGACGAAAAGUUACCCGCUCUUCAGCCAGGAGUUCGUCAUCCACAACCAUGCGGACAUCGGCUUCUGCUUGGUGCUCUGCGUCCUCAUCGGGCUUAUGUUCGAGGUCACCGCCAAGACUGCCUUCCUAUUUAUUUUACCUCAGUAUAACGUUAGCGUGCCUACAGCAGAUAGUGAGACCGUGCACUACCACUAUGGGCCCAAGGACCUGGUCACCAUCUUGUUCUACGUCUUCAUCACCAUCAUCCUGCAUGCUGUGGUUCAGGAGUACAUUUUAGACAAAAUCAGCAAACGGCUUCACCUCUCCAAGGUCAAACACAGCAAGUUCAACGAAUCUGGGCAGCUGGUCAUCUUUCAUCUCAGCUCGGUGGUAUGGUGCUUCUACGUGGUGGUGACGGAAGGAUAUUUAACAAACCCAAGAAGCCUCUGGGAAGACUACCCACACGUGUGCCUCCCCUUCCAGGUGAAGUUUUUCUACCUGUGUCAGCUGGCCUACUGGCUGCACGCACUUCCUGAGCUGUACUUCCAGAAGGUACGGAAGGAGGAAAUCCCCCGUCAGCUGCAGUACAUUUGUCUGUACUUGGCCCACAUAGCCGGAGCAUACCUCUUAAACCUGAGCCGCCUGGGCCUCAUCUUGCUGCUGCUGCAGUACUGCACCGAGUCCCUCUUCCACAUGGCUCGACUCUUCCACUUCGCAGACGAGAACAACGAGAAGCUGUUUAAUGCCUGGGCUGCUGUAUUUGGGGUCACCCGCCUCUUCAUCCUCACCCUCGCCGUGCUGGCCAUCGGCUUUGGACUUGCUCGCAUGGAAAACCAGGCCUUUGACCCCGAGAAAGGGAACUUCAACACCUUACUUUGCAGGCUCUGCGUGCUGCUGCUGGUGUGCGCCGCCCAGGCCUGGCUCAUGUGGCGCUUCAUCCACUCCCAGCUGCGGCACUGGCGGGAGUACUGGAACGAGCAGAGUGCCAAGCGGAGAGUCCCAGCUGCCCCCAGACUGCCAGCCAGGCUCAUCAAGAGGGAGUCUGGUUACCAUGAAAACGGAGUGGUGAAAGCAGAAAAUGGCACCUCCCCACGGACUAAGAAACUCAAGUCUCCUUGAGGCCAAAGUGCUGGAACAGGGAUCCUCUUGUGGGGGCCCAGCAGGGAGGUGGGGAGCCCGGCCCCCACCACUGCCUUCCCCCCUCCUAGUCCUGUUGCUGCCUCUCAAGCAGCAGGAACCUGUCUCCAAACGGGGCUUUUCCUCUUUCUUAUUUCUUGGCUUUCUCUUCUUACUCUUCCAUAAACCAUUCUCAAUAAAACCAAAACUCUUCUUCUUUCUCUCCCUCAAGCCACCUCAUGUCCUCACCUCUGUGCUGUGUUGGGUUUCUAGAAGCCCAGGCUCUCAUGGUUCUGUGUUGGCUGGCCUCCUCUUUCUCUUCCUUCAUGGCUGCUUCCUUUGACUUUUCACCAUAUUGUGCAAUUUUUCUCUGUCUGAUUUUUACAACGAGAGGGAGCUCAAAUUGCAGUCCUGGCCAUCCGACACCCAGCAUCAGUCCCCAGGACCUGUCAGAGUCAGAAGCCUCGUGCCCCAGAGCCUCUGCCCAGGGCCGCUUGCAGGCCCCUGGGGGCCCCCGUGUUUGGGCAAGGAGAGGAGAGACCAGUCCUCUUGGAUCAUCAUCUCCAGGUGCUGAUUAACUGAGAUGUAUGAUUCCAGUUGCGCACGCACCAUCCGGAGGCCCGGCAGCACCACUGCUACUCGGAAAUGCCACGGUGUUUGGCUGUGGGGCACGGCGACCCGGGCCAGAAAGGUGGUGGUAACUGUGUUGGGUCCCGUGACUCAAGACCGCUUCCCGGUGGCCGGUCCCAGACGGAGGCCAGUCGGCCCUCGCUCUGCCGGGGAGGUGCUGAAGGAGGACAAGUCUUCCCACCCACUAGAGCAAGAACAAAGCAUACAGAGAAGGUAACGGUGGCAGAGAUGAUGGAGUGGGAGCCCUAGGCCGUUCUUCAGCCCCAGCCCCAGCCCCAGCCCCAGCUGCUUUUUCAACCGUUCACCAGCAUUCAAAACCCCACCCAACCACAGUUACCAGAGCGGCCCGGCGGAUGCUGGUCCCAAAGCCCAGAGCCAGGUGGCCCGGUGAGGGGCUGGCCUCGCUGCCUGACUUGGUCUCUCCUGCUGCAGGAACACCAAGGCCCCCACUGGCCCCCUGGUGCCGCAGGGAGGUCGCCGGGCUGCUCACCCUCUGGCUCAUCUGUUGAGUGUCUUUGGGCUGGUCGUCGUCAUCCCGUGAUAAUUUGAGCACACCUGCAACAUUUUAGACUGUACGAAAGUGGGACUCAGAAUGAUCUGCAGGGUAGAUGAGCAGACACCUGUGCCAAGGGGAGGCUUCCGCC
Messenger RNA from Neomonachus schauinslandi (Hawaiian monk seal), 2483 nucleotides. It is a transcript of the gene TRAM2, whose product is annotated as translocation associated membrane protein 2. The coding region runs from base 100 to 1212 and encodes 370 amino acids. Lineage: Eukaryota; Metazoa; Chordata; Mammalia; Carnivora; Phocidae. The transcript has 11 exons. The record is from RefSeq and is a predicted model, not a curated record. Gene Ontology annotation, cellular component: endoplasmic reticulum membrane. Gene Ontology annotation, biological process: protein insertion into ER membrane; SRP-dependent cotranslational protein targeting to membrane, translocation.